CGCUCCGCCCCGCGCCGCGCCCGCCGCGCCGCUCCAGCAUGCACGGAGGAUGCUCGCGUCUUGCUCAGGCAGGAAGGGGCCGGAGGGCAGGUACCCGCUGCACUACCUCGUCUGGCACAACCGCGCCCGCGACCUGGACCGGGAGCUCAGCGCCAAGCAGGCUGAUAUUGAGCAGCUGGACCCCCGAGGACGCACCCCACUGCACCUGGCCACCACGCUGGGCCACCUCGAGUGCGCCAGGGUGCUGCUGAAGCAUGGUGCUGAUGUGGGCAAGGAGAACCGCAGCGGCUGGACGGUCCUGCAGGAGGCUGUGAGCACCCGGGACCUGGAGCUGGUGCAGCUGGUCCUGCGCUACCGCGACUACCAGAGAGCCAUCAAGCGCCUGGCCGGCAUCCCCAUCCUGCUGGAGAAGCUGCGCAAGGCCCAGGACUUCUAUGUGGAGAUGAAGUGGGAAUUCACCAGCUGGGUGCCGCUGGUGUCCAAGAUCUGCCCCAGCGACACCUACAAGGUGUGGAAGAGCGGCCAGAACCUGCGGGUGGACACCACGCUGCUGGGCUUCGACCAUAUGACCUGGCAGCGAGGCAACCGCAGCUUCGUCUUUAGGGGACAAGACACCAGCGCGGUGGUGAUGGAGAUCGACCACGACCGGCGGGUGGUGUACUCGGAGACGCUGGCCCUGGCCGGCCAUGACCAGGAGGUGCUGCUGGCUGCUGUGCAGCCCACCGAGGAGCAGGUGAUGGGGCGGCUGACGGCCCCCGUCGUCACCACGCAGCUCGACACCAAGAACAUCGCCUUCGAGAGGAACAAGUCCGGCAUUCUGGGCUGGAGGAGCGAGAAGACGGAAAUGGUGAAUGGGUAUGAGGCCAAGGUCUACGGAGCAUCCAAUGUGGAGCUGAUCACGCGGACACGGACCGAGCACCUCUCGGACCAACACAAGGGCAAGAGCAAAGGCAGCAAGACGCCUUUGCAGUCCUUCCUGGGCAUCGCUGAGCAGCAUGUGGGGCCCAACAAUGGGACGCUGAUCACACAGACACUGAGCCAUGCCAACCCCACCGCCAUCACCCCGGAGGAGUACUUCAACCCCAACUUCGAGCUGGGCAACCGAGACAUGGGGCGGCCCAUGGAGCUCACCACCAAGACACAGAAGUUCAAGGCGAAGCUGUGGCUGUGUGAGGACCACCCGCUGUCCCUCUGCGAGCAGGUUGCCCCCAUCAUUGACCUCAUGGCAAUAAGCAACGCGCUCUUCGCCAAGCUGCGGGACUUCAUCACCCUGCGCCUCCCGCCCGGCUUCCCCGUCAAGAUCGAAAUCCCUAUCUUCCACAUCCUCAACGCCCGCAUCACCUUUGGGAACCUCAAUGGGUGCGAUGAGCCCGUCAGCUCCCUGCGGCACAGCCCCAGCAGCGAGGCCCCUUCACCCAGCAGCGACUCUUCCAGCGUCAGCAGCUCCAGCUCCCUGACCUCGUGCCGGGCGUGUGAGAUGGACCCGGCGCUGUUCGAGGUGCCGCGGGGGUACAGCGUGGUGGGGACGCACCAGGACGCCCUGCGGGAGGAUGAGGAUGAUCUGCUGCAGUUUGCCAUCCAGCAGAGCCUGCUGGAGGCGGGCAGUGAGUACGACCAGGUGACCAUUUGGGAAGCACUAACCAACAGCAAACCAGGCACCCACCCCAUGUCCCACGAGGGCCGCCGGGGAGACAGGACUCCCCAGCACACAGCAGCCCCCCGGCCCCCCACUGCCCCGGCGCCGGGGGGGGGGCCGGGGGCCAGCACCCUGUUCCCCAGCUACGCGGAGCAGCUGCGCUUGGCCAUGGCGCUGUCGGCGCGGGAGCAGGAGGAAGCCGAGCGCCGGACGCGCCAGGAGGAGGAGGAUCUGCAGCGGAUCCUGCAGCUCUCGCUGACGGAGAAGUGACCCCACACUCCCCCUGAACCUCCCCCCCGACCAUCCCUACGGGGAUGGGGACGCGGCCGGUGCCGUGUGUGGGGGCACACAGGGGGGAGUGGGGUGGGGGGAGGCAGCCCAAGCACUGCGAGUGGGGAGGGGGGUGCAGGAUUUUGCCUUGGCAUGGAGGAGAUUGUCCCCAUAGCCAGUACUGGGGUGCAGGGGGGGCACCCCACAGCAGGAUGGGGUAAGGGUGGGUGGCAGCCCUACAGAGGGGUGGCAGGGACCAGGGGGGCAACCCUACAGACUGUACCCACCCCUGGGACCCCCAACCGCCCUAUAGGGUGCUGCUCGGCCCCUCACCCCAGGGCAGUGGUGGGGGGCACAUCCUGCCCCAGAUGGGGGGGCUGCCAGUUGUGUGGGGUCCCGGGGUGCCCCCAUAGCUGGGGGACUCUGCCAGCCGCCCUGAGCCCCCCCAGCCCAGGCGCUACCAAGUGCACUUACCCGGGAGCUGCUCUGCCUGCCAUGGGGGGGGCUCAGCCCCAUUGCACCCCACAGCCAGCGUGGGGACCCCCACCCCAGGGGGUGCGGGGGUCCGCUGGGGCAGCCAAGGGGGUGCCUGUGAAAGGCCACUUGGUGUCACCUCCCCCUUACCCACUGCUCGCACCCCCCCUGCCCUGCUCGGAUGCCCCCCUCUUUGGCAGCACUGCACCCCCUCGUCCCGGGCACUGACCCCGAGAGAAACCUUAUGUCAAUGGUGCUAACCCCCGGCCCCCCCUGCCCCGGGCUGCUCCUCCUUUGCACAUGUGGGGCUGGGGGCAACAGGGGGGGCUGGGCUCACUUCCCUGGGACUUUUCACAGCCAGUGCCCCCCCCUUCACCCCAUGCACCCCACAAGCGACAUCUGGGCCAGGGCCGGGGGAGCCCGAGCAGCUCCGACCACGGCCAACACCAAUAAAUGCUCUUUAAUGUUUGUC
Strigops habroptila (Kakapo) is the source of this 2852-nucleotide messenger RNA. It is a transcript of the gene ANKRD13B, whose product is annotated as ankyrin repeat domain 13B. The record is from RefSeq and is a predicted model, not a curated record. NCBI's taxonomy places the organism in Eukaryota, Metazoa, Chordata, Aves, Psittaciformes, Psittacidae. Gene Ontology annotation, molecular function: protein binding. Gene Ontology annotation, cellular component: cytoplasm.